AUGAGUCAUCUUCACACUCCCAUGUAUUUCUUUCUGAGUAACCUUUCGCUAUCUGAUUUGUUGUUGUCUACAGAUAUUAUACCGAACAUGCUGCAUAUUAUGCUUGCAGAAGAAAGCAGCAUACCAGUCACAAAUUGCAUAUUUCAAUACUACGUGUUUGGUUCUCUUGCAGCUACUGAGUGUUUACUUUUAACAAUGAUGUCUUAUGACCGUUACUUGGCGAUAUGUAACCCAUUACGAUACUCUUCCAUCAUGGACAUUCAUCUAUGUCUAGGCCUUAUUGUGUUUUCUUGGAUAGUGGGGUUUCUUCCAACUUUGCCAGUUGCAAUUUGUGUAUACAAACUAAAAUUCUGCAGUCCAAAUAUCGACCAUUUUUUCUGUGAUCUAGCCCCUUUCUUGGAACUUGCCUGUUCAGACACCUCAAUGGCUCACUUGUUGGCACUUGUCUUUUCAGUGUUUGUUACUUUCUGUCCAUUUCUUUGUAUCAUAGUAUCCUAUGCCUUCAUAAUCUACAGAAUUUUGAGGAUACAUUCAGAUACGAGGCAGAAGACCUUCUCAACAUGUAGCUCUCAUUUGACUGUUGUGUCCAUGUAUUAUGGCUCCUUAAUCAUUAUCUAUGUGGCGCCUUCAAAAGAACGUUCCGUAAACCUAAAAAAAUUCCUCUCUCUUUUGUACACUGCCGUGACACCUUUGUUGAAUCCUAUCAUUUAUUCACUGAAAAAUCAAGAGAUGAGUAAAGCAUUUGGUAAAAUUAGUACAAUGUUUUCUUGA
Molecule: messenger RNA, 771 nt
Organism: Pelobates fuscus (common spadefoot toad)
Lineage: Eukaryota; Metazoa; Chordata; Amphibia; Anura; Pelobatidae
Product: olfactory receptor 11A1-like
Exons: 1
Coding region: 1-771 (256 amino acids)
Biological process (GO): G protein-coupled receptor signaling pathway
Cellular component (GO): membrane
Molecular function (GO): G protein-coupled receptor activity; olfactory receptor activity
Source: RefSeq, a predicted model, not a curated record